UAACCAAUGAACACAUGCUUAAAAUAUGUCUUUUUACAAAACAGGAAACUGCACUAUAUUUUGUGAACUGUCACUGGUGAACGUUUUGGACAGAAAAGAGGACUCCAUUUAAACUAUAGGAGGAAGUAAAACCCAGGACUGUUGUGUUGGAAUACUCAAAGCUUCAGUGUAUGGUCCACCUGCCCUAUUGUUCAAACUUUUAUUCAGGAUUUUUUAUUUUUAAAAUCUGAUGAUCCAUGGCGUCAAAAGCUAAAUAUGGCAGUGCUGCUUCUUGUGCCUAAUCCUUGACCCAUCCUUGUGUACGAGGAGCAGCACGUUUGUACCUCUACCGGCGGAUGCCCAUGUAAAGGAGAAAGGCUUCUCGUCAAGGACAGAGCUACGGUAUAUAAACAAAGGGACAACUGCUUUGUUCUUGCACUCUGUAGCGACUACUGUGCAGCCUUUCUGAAAACCUUGAGGCAACUUGAGUGUUUCAGUUCCCAUUCUGAUAACUUGCAGUUUGCAGAAGAAAAUGAGCUCUGAUGGGGAAAUGGCAGUUUUCGGCCCAGCAGCCCAGUACCUGCGCAAGUCAGAGAAGGAGCGAGCUGAGGCUCAGAACCGCCCGUUUGACAGCAAGACGGCAUGCUUUGUAAGCGAUGAAAAGGAGCUGUAUGUGAAGGCUGAGAUCCAGGACAAAGUUGAGGGCAAAGUCACCGUGAAGACCAUUGAUGAUAGAACUUUAACUGUCAAGGAGGACCAGGUGUUUCCAAUGAAUCCCCCGAAGUUUGAUAAGAUUGAGGACAUGGUGAUGAUGACGCACCUCAAUGAACCUGCAGUGCUCUUCAACCUGAAGGAGCGAUAUGCAGCCUGGAUGAUCUACACCUACUCUGGACUCUUCUGUGUGACCGUUAACCCUUACAAAUGGCUGCCAGUCUACAACCCUGAGGUGGUCCGGGCCUACAGAGGCAAGAAGAAGAUGGAGGUUCCUCCUCACAUCUUUGCCCUGUCUGACAACGCCUACCAGUUCAUGCUCACUGAUCGUGUGAAUCAGUCAAUUCUCAUCACUGGGGAAUCUGGUGCUGGGAAAACCGUCAACACCAAGCGUGUCAUUCAGUACUUUGCCACGAUCGCCGUGGCAACAGACAAGAAAAAGGAGACCAAUUGCAAAAUAAAAGGGACUCUGGAGGAUCAAAUCAUCCAGGCCAACCCACUGCUGGAAGCUUUUGGGAAUGCCAAGACUGUAAGGAAUGACAACUCGUCUCGCUUUGGUAAAUUCAUCCGAAUACACUUUGGCACGACUGGCAAACUGGCAUCUGCAGACAUCGAAACAUAUCUACUGGAAAAAUCAAGAGUGACAUUUCAGCUCAAAGCUGAGCGCAGUUAUCACAUAUUUUACCAGCUCACAUGCAACAAGAAGCCUGAACUUAUCGAUUUGCUUCUCAUCACCACCAACCCGUAUGACUUUGCCUUCAUCAGUCAGGGGGAAAUCAGCGUGAAAAGCAUCAACGAUGCAGACGAGUUAGUGGCAACGGAUGAAGCCUUUGACAUCCUGGGCUUUUUGGCUGAUGAGAAAGCAUCUGUCUAUAAGCUGACUGGAGCUGUUAUGCAUUACGGCAACAUGAAGUUCAAGCAAAAACAGCGGGAGGAGCAGGCCGAGCCUGAUGGCACAGAAGAGGCUGAUAAAGCUGCGUAUCUGAUGGGCCUGAACUCUGCUGACCUCCUGAAAAACCUCUGCUAUCCCAGAGUAAAGGUUGGAAAUGAGUUCGUGACCAAAGGGCAAAAUGUGCAGCAGGUAUAUAACUCCAUCGGUGCUCUCGCCAAAUCGGUCUAUGAGAAGAUGUUUUUGUGGAUGGUCUUACGAAUCAACCAGCAGCUCGACACCAAACAAUCUCGACAACAUUUUAUCGGAGUCUUGGACAUUGCUGGCUUUGAGAUAUUUGAUUACAACAGCAUGGAGCAACUCUGCAUAAAUUGUACCAACGAAAAGCUGCAGCAGUUUUUCAACCACCACAUGUUUGUGCUGGAACAAGAAGAGUAUAAAAAGGAAGGGAUUGAAUGGGAGUUUAUUGACUUUGGUAUGGAUCUGGCAGCCUGCAUUGAGCUCAUUGAAAAGCCUAUGGGAAUCUUCUCCAUCCUUGAAGAGGAGUGCAUGUUUCCAAAAUCAUCAGACACUUCUUUCAAGAACAAACUGUACGACCAACAUCUUGGCAAGAACAACUGUUUCUUGAAGCCCAAAGUGGUCAAAGGGAAGCCUGAAGCUCACUUCACUUUGGUGCACUAUGCUGGGAAUGUUGACUACAACAUCACUGGCUGGCUUGAAAAGAACAAGGACCCGCUCAACGAGUCGGUGGUUCAACUUUAUCAAAAGUCAUCAAACAGAAUAUUGGCAAUGUUGUAUGCAAGCUUCUCUGGAACUGAUGAUGCAGCUGGAGGGGGAUCUAAGAAGGGAUCCAAAAAGAAGGGAGCGUCCUUCCAAACAGUAUCAGCUCUGUUCAGGGAGAAUCUUGGGAAGCUCAUGACCAAUCUGAGAACUACUCAUCCUCACUUUGUGCGCUGCUUGAUACCAAAUGAAACCAAAACACCAGGUGAAAUGGAGAACCAGCUGGUUAUACACCAGCUUCGAUGUAAUGGUGUUCUAGAAGGUAUUCGGAUCUGCAGGAAAGGAUUUCCAAGUAGGAUCCUAUAUGGAGAUUUCAAACAGAGAUACAGGAUUCUUAAUGCCAGCGCAGUUCCGGAGGGACAGUUCAUGGAUAACAAGAAAGCUGCAGAGAAGCUGCUGAGCUCAAUUGAUGUGGACCAUACGCAGUACAAGUUUGGACACACUAAGGUGUUCUUUAAAGCCGGCCUGCUGGGUGCUUUGGAAGAGAUGAGAGACGAGCGUUUAGCCCAGGUUGUGAUGUCUGUUCAGGCUUUGUGUCGCGGAUACCUCGUACAAAUGGAGUAUCAGAAGAUGGUGGCCAGAAAGGAGGCCAUCUACACAAUCCAGUACAACUUCCGCUCUUUCAUGAACGUUAAGCACUGGCCAUGGAUGAAGAUGUAUUUCAAGCUAAAACCUCUUCUGAAGAGUGCAGAAGCAGAGAAGGAGAUGGCCCAGAUGAAGGUGGAUUUCACUAAACUCAAGGAGGACCUGGCGAAAUCAGAGAACCGGAGGAAGGAGCUUGAGGAGAAGAUGGUCUCGAUUGUACAAGAGAAGAACGAUCUACUGCUUCAUGUCCAAGCAGAAGCUGACAACCUACUGGAUGCAGAAGAGAGAUGUGAAGGGCUCAUCAAAAGCAAAAUUCAGCUAGAAGCCAAACUGAAGGAGGUGAUGGAGAGACUAGAAGAUGAGGAAGAGGUCAACGCUGAGCUGACAGCCAAAAAAAGAAAGCUGGAAGACGAGUGCGCUGAACUGAAGAGGGACAUCGACGACUUGGAGCUCACCUUAGCCAAAGUCGAGAAGGAGAAGCACGCUGUAGAAAACAAGGUGAAAAACCUGACUGAGGAACUCCAGAGUCAAGAUGAAAACAUGUCCAAACUGUCCAAAGAGAAGAAAGCUCUGACAGAAGCUCAUCAGCAAACACUGGACGAUUUGCAGUCAGAGGAGGACAAAGUAAAUUCUCUGACCAAAGCUAAAACCAAACUGGAACAGCAAGUAGACGAUCUGGAAGGUUCUCUGGAACAAGAGAAGAAGGUCCGCAUGGAUCUGGAGAGAGCCAAGAGGAAGCUGGAAGGGGAUCUAAAACUUGCUCAGGAAUCCAUCAUGGAUCUGGAAAAUGACAAACAGCAGCUAGAUGAAAAGCUAAAAAAAAAAGAUUUUGAGUUCUCACAGCUGCAGAGAAAGAUAGAAGAUGAACAAGCAGUCAACGGUCAGCUGCAGAAGAAAAUAAAAGAGCUCCAGGCUCGUAUUGAGGAAUUGGAAGAGGAGAUUGAAGCUGAACGUUCAACUCGAGCUAAAGGGGAGAAGCAAAGAUCCGAUCUGUCCAGGGAGCUGGAGGAGGCCACCGAGAGGCUGGAGGAGGCUGGCGGAGCCACUGCCGCUCAGGUCGAGAUAAACAAGAAGCGUGAAGCAGAGUUCCUCAAACUGCGUAGGGACCUGGAGGAGUCUUCGCUGCAGCAUGAAGCCACAACCACCACUCUGCGAAAGAAACAUGCAGACAGCGUGGCUGAGAUUGGAGACCAGCUGGAUAACAUCCAGAGAGUCAGGCAGAAGCUAGACAAGGAGAAGAGCGAGUUGAGGCUGGAGUUGGACGACUUAUCAAGUAACAUGGAAACUUUGGCCAAAGCAAAGAUUAAUUUGGAGAAAAUGUGCCAUUCACUUGAAGAUCAACUGAGUGAGGUGAAUAGCAAAGAGGAGGAGCAUCUGAGGCUCAUAAAUGAUCUUUCAAGCCAGAAAGCUCGGCUAACGACAGAAAAUGGUGAGAUGGCUCGCCAUCUGGAAGAGAAGGAAUCCUUAAUGUUACAGCUGACCAGAGCAAAGCAAGGCUUCAUUCAGCAGAUUGAGGAGCUGAAGCGACUUCAUGAGGAGGAGGGGAAGGCUAAAAAUGCGCUGGCACACAGUUUGCAGUCAGCUCGUCACGACUGCGAGCUCCUGAGAGAGCAGUAUGAGGAGGAACAAGAAGCCAAAGCCGAGCUGCACCGCUGCCUGUCCAAGGCCAACAGCGAGGUCGCUCAGUGGAGAAACAAAUAUGAGACCGAUGCCAUCCAACGGACCGAGGAGCUAGAGGAGGCCAAGAAAAGGUUAGCUCUGCGUCUGCAGGAUGCAGAAGAAGCCGUGGAGGCUGUCAACUCAAAGUGUUCCUCUCUCGAGAAGACAAAACAGCGUCUGCAGGGUGAGGUGGAGGACCUGAUGAUGGACAUGGAGAGGUCCAACACUGCUGCUGCUGCUCUGGACAAGAAGCAGAGAAAUUUUGACAAGGUUGUGGCUGAGUGGAAGCAGAAAUAUAAGGAGGGUCAAGCAGAGUUGGAAUCCACUCUAAAAGAGCUCCGGUCAUUGGGGACUGAGAACUUCAAGAUGAAGAAUGUCUUUGAAGAAUGCCUGGAGCAGCUGGAGACCCUCAAACGAGAGAAUAAAAAUCUGCAACAGGAAAUAAUGGACCUCACAGAACAGCUGGGAGAAACGGGCAAAGCCAUCCAUGAGCUUGAGAAAUCCAAGAAGCAAGCUGAGCAGGAGAAGUUAGAGGCCCAGGCUGCUCUGGAAGAAGCUGAGGCCUCAUUAGAGCACGAGGACUCCAAAAUCCUGCGGAUCCAGCUGGAACUAAACCAGGUGAAGUCCGAGGUGGACAAGAAGAUAGCCGAGAGGGACGAAGACAUCGAACAGCUAAAGAGGAACAGCCAACGAAUCAUUGACACCAUGCAGAGCAAUUUGGACGCCGAGGUUCGGAGCAGGAAUGACGCCCUUAGAGUGAAGAAGAAGAUGGAAGGAGACCUGAAUGAAAUGGAGAUCCAGCUGAGCCACGCCAACCGGCAAGCAUCCGAGGCUCAGAAACAACUGAGGAACAUACAAGUUCAGGUCAAGGAGCUCCAGAUUCACCUUGACGAUGCCCUGAGGAGCAACAACGACUUGAAAGAGGAGGUUGCCGUGUCUGAGCGCAGAAACAGCCUCAUGCAGGCUGAGAUGGAGGAGAUCCGCGCAGCUUUGGAACAAACUGAGAGGAGUCGGAAGCUCGCAGAGCAAGAGCUGCUGGAUGCCAGUGAGAGAGUGCAGCUGCUUCACUCACAGAAUACCAGCCUGCUCAACAGCCGGAAGAAGCUGGAGGCUGACCUGUCUAUGAUUCAGGGCGAGAUGGACGACAGUGUCCAGGCAGCGAGGAACGCUGAAGAGAAAGCUAAAAAGGCCAUCACUGAUGCUGCCAUGAUGGCUGAGGAGUUGAAGAAAGAGCAGGACACCAGCGCCCACCUGGAGAGAAUGAAGAAGAACCUGGAGGCAACGGUGAAAGACCUGCAGCAGCGUCUCGAUGAGGCUGAGAAUUUGGCCAUGAAAGGUGGGAAGAAGCAACUCCAAAAGCUGGAAGCAAGGGUCCGAGAGCUUGAGAAUGAGCUUGAAGCAGAACAAAGACACGGGUCUGACUCUGUUAAAGGUGUUCGCAAACUUGAGCGCAGGAUCAAGGAACUAACAUAUCAGUCUGAGGAAGACAGGAAAAACAUGAUGAGGCUGCAGGAGCUGGUGGACAAACUCCAGCUGAAGGUUAAAGUGUACAAGCGCCAGGCUGAAGAGGCUGAAGAGCAAGCCAACAACCAUCUGACUAAACUGAGGAAGGUGCAGCACGAGUUGGAGGAGGCUGAAGAGCGGGCAGACAUUGCUGAGUCGCAGAUAAAUAAAAUGAAAGCAAAGAGUCGUGAUUUGGGCAAGCCAAAAGACAGCGGAGAGUAGUCAACAUGGGCUGCCAUGAAGACAACAGAUCCUUCUCUGUUUGAAACUGAGUUAGUUUGCAACAUACUCCUAACCAAAGGUGUUUUUUGUUUUUAGUUAAAGUCAUUUUGUGCAAAAUUUAAUCUGAUAAUGGAUUAUUUUAGACUUUAUGCUGAUUACAGUUGGAAUAAGUGCUUUACUCCAAUAUGCCAUCUAUUGCAGAGGUAUUUUUCUACCACCAGAGGGCACUAAAGCAGUGUACGUUCAUAUUUUACACAUCCUGACUUUAAAGGUGGAGCAGUUAUCUUCAGGAACUGCUUUCUGUGUGUGUCAUAGUUGUUGUAUGUUGCCUUAAAUGCAUUAAAAUAUACAUAUGAAAAU
Messenger RNA from Girardinichthys multiradiatus, 6688 nucleotides. RefSeq names its product myosin-4-like. The transcript has 40 exons. Gene Ontology annotation, molecular function: ATP binding; actin filament binding; cytoskeletal motor activity. Bases 512 to 6328 code for a protein of 1938 amino acids. The record is from RefSeq and is a predicted model, not a curated record. NCBI's taxonomy places the organism in Eukaryota, Metazoa, Chordata, Actinopteri, Cyprinodontiformes, Goodeidae. Gene Ontology annotation, cellular component: myosin complex.